AUGGAAGACAAGUCCGCGGCAGAAUCACUCAUCUCUCGAUUCCAGAUUGAAAGACUGCUCAAUCAAGACCAGAGCGACCGUCGCAUUGCACUACUUGGCCAUAUCGAUGGUAAGCAGGGCAUUCUCAUCGCCGAACGUGCCGCAUUCGCAACAGAUUCACUUGAAGUACUACGAGCAUUUCACUCGAGCGACAAUGACAUUUACAAAUGGUAUAUGGCGAAUGCUUCAUCACCAGUAAACGGUGAUUACGGCAGCAGUCCACCGGACCUCAAACUGAACCUCAUUUGGCCCUGCACAGCACAACAUAUCAGAAAAUACUCCGCUCAACCUGUACGAAUGGUCACGGAAACACCGCAGAUCUACAGAGAGUAUAUUCGCCCAUACAUGCAGCAGAAGCGCGAGGAAGGGAGACUAAACUGGAUAUUCAACAUCCUCGAGGGCCGCACAGAGCAAGACGACGUCCUACUGCGAGACAAGGGUGACAGCCCUGAUGAAGAUGGAUUCUUGAUGCUACCAGACCUCAAUUGGGAUAGAAAGACAAUCAGUUCGUUGCAUUUGCUUGUCCUAGUCGAAAGACGGGAUAUAUGGUCACUGCGUGAUCUGAAACGGAGACAUAUCCCAUGGCUCAAAUAUUUACGGCAAAGACUCAUUGAUGCUACGGUCAAGACUUAUGAAGGUCGUAUCGAGGAAGAUCAGUUGAAGAUGUAUGUCCACUAUCAGCCGACCUACUACCAUUUCCAUGUCCAUGUUGUCAAUGUCAUGCUGGAAGCGGGUCAGACGCAAGCUGUCGGGAAAGCGUUCGGCUUGGAAAAUAUUAUUGGACAACUUGAGGCUAUAGCUGGAGAUGAUGAAGCUGGUAUGGCUGAUGUGAGUUUGUCUUAUUUCUUGGGGGAGGCGAGUGAGCUGUGGAGUACCGUCUAUGAGCCGCUGAAGAAAGGCGAAAAACUUUAA
Molecule: messenger RNA, 951 nt
Organism: Talaromyces stipitatus ATCC 10500
Lineage: Eukaryota; Fungi; Ascomycota; Eurotiomycetes; Eurotiales; Trichocomaceae
Product: mRNA decapping hydrolase, putative
Exons: 2
Coding region: 1-951 (316 amino acids)
Biological process (GO): deadenylation-dependent decapping of nuclear-transcribed mRNA
Cellular component (GO): nucleus; P-body
Molecular function (GO): RNA 7-methylguanosine cap binding; hydrolase activity
Source: RefSeq, a predicted model, not a curated record